Molecule: messenger RNA, 1638 nt
Organism: Suillus clintonianus
Lineage: Eukaryota; Fungi; Basidiomycota; Agaricomycetes; Boletales; Suillaceae
Exons: 5
Coding region: 178-1290 (370 amino acids)
Source: RefSeq, a predicted model, not a curated record
GCUGUUCAGCCUCAUCAGAUUUUCUGGAAUUUUCGCACCUAGCCCUGAAACACGCGUCCAAAAUCAGGCCUUGACGAGGGAGUAACUACUACCGUGACUUCACGCACGUUAGGGCCGCCUGAGACCCUCACCCAAACUAGAGUCUCCAAAUUUAUCUCCCAACCAAUUUGCCAGUACAUGAACACCAACAACUUCUCUGCGACUCCCAAGGCCAUCCACACGCAUGCGAUUCAUCCAGGCGCUGGCAAGGAUUUCCGAUCUGUAGCAGCUUCCAGUGCAUACCUCAAACCGCGGAAGAAGCGAAUUCUCCUACAAUGUACGCAUUGCCAAAUGACAUUGAAGAACCCUCGGAAAUGCUCAAAGUGUAAGAGUGUCUGGUAUUGCUCACAAAAGUGUCAAAAGAAAAACUGGCCCACCCACAAACUAACAUGCCACGAAACCGAUCGCUCAUCGGGGUCACUCAAAUUCAUACGAAUGUUCAUUUCAAAUCCAUUGAUCAUGGGGUACCUUAAAAUUGGUAUCAUCUUUGACUGUGGCCUGCUUGACAAACCCGGGAUCGGAUUCGACGUGCCGUUCGUGGCACGUGUUGACAUUGGCAUUGAGCCGAGUGACAUUCUUGAUUUCAUUGGAUUGUAUCUCGAUGACAAGGCCAUUGGGGAGAAGCUUCAAGGGAUGGUGCAAGUCAACGCCGUCACUCCGCGGUACCCGAGUCUGAUGCGCCCCCUCACGCCGCAGCAACUACACUUAUGGCGUGAGGCUCGAGCGAUGUAUAACGCAAAGGGUUUCGCCAAGGAUCCUGUUGGACUCGUAGACUUUGUCGAUGGUAGCUGUCCGGGGUACUGGAAGAACGGAGUAACCGUUGGGUUGCAUAUCCCCACUAUUGUCCUUGACAUGGCGAGGAAACGUGAGCCCUUUGUACAUGUCUCUGCUGUCACAGGCACUCGGUUCAAGCAACCCAUGAAUGCUGUGGCGUGUCUAGAAUAUAUCAACGCGCAUAUUCGGGAAGAUACGCAAAACCAGUUGCGUUUACGGACUGAGAUGACAGACAAAGACAAAGAAAUUAUUCGUGCUGCAGGUCGCAACGAGGGCACAUUUUCCGCUCGUAUCCUCAAAGAGAAGAUGGAAAGAGAACACUUAUAUGCUAAUAUCCCUGGACCCCACAGACGUGAAGGUCUUGGGAUAAAAAUAUCUCUGAGCCGCCGAUAUUCCACAUAUUGUUGGCUGCCAUUUGUUUUUGUUGUUUUGUUUCUCUCCCUGCUUCCCAUGUUGCCAUUAUUAGUCCACGUCUGAUAAUCCUUGCCCUUUUUGCCCAUCCUAUCUUGUCCGUCUUCUGUGCAUCCUCCCACUGCUCCCCCCUGCUACUCCGAACUACGCAUCCCUGAUGCAUCAUCGUCUCAGUUGUUCAGGGUUAAAUCGCGAUGUAUUCUGCUUCCUCUUUGUCUCUUCCGGGCACUCCUCAGUCAGCGCCCCCUGUGGUACUUAUAAUUUCCAACAAGUUUAAUGAUAUUGGCUCGUCGACUGUGACGUCUGGCAUCUUGCAUAAAAUUCUCUGAGUAUCAUCGGGUUUCCAGAGAGCGGCUUCCUGUUUCUCAGAUAUCCUUGUGGAGUAUCAUUAAUAUCAUUGUUUUCUGUUCCUAC